AUUCGUGACUAUUUCAUUUAUAUAUGAUAUAAAAUGUUCUGGUGAAAUGAACAAAAGUAUCAGUUUAUUACAGACUGUUUUAGCACCUGGUACUGUUUGUUGUUCAAUAGCAAAUAAAUAUAUCAUGUCACGUUAUUCAUUGAUGUAUUUAUUAAUUGCACUUGGUGUAACAUGUUGUAUAAAUUCUGUUUAUACAAAACCAAUUCAAGUUUUAAAAAAUAUACCUGGUUAUAUUUCUGUCUACAUAAGACAUGGUGAUGAACCACUUAAUGAAAUAAAUCCUGAACUUGCUGAUGCAUUUAAUGAAAAUAAUAAUAUGGAUGUUGUACCAAUGGAAAAAAUUUCAUCAAAAGAUUUUAGUUCAGUUGAGGAUAAAUUAUUUGGCAGUGAAUCGUUAAAUUCACUUGUUAUUUUUAACAAAGAAAUACGUGAGUUGUCUCAUUCACGUUCAUCAGUUCAGGUUUAAUUAAAAAUAAACUAAUGAAAGGAGAAUAAAAGGAGAAGAUCAGGGACGUGGCACCGAAUACAACAACCGAGGACGUUUAUCUGUGGGCUAUAUGCAAUCAGUCAUUCCCCACUCAUCAUCAUUUUUUUUUUAUUUUUUCAUAUUUCCCUGUCGUCAUAUGUAGACCCAACAAAAAAAAAAAAAAACAAAUGUGAAUGUCAAAUAUAGCAUAUUUUUAAAUUUAAUAAUAAUUCAUAUAUUCAUUUCGAAAAUGUUUUUUUUUUUUUUAUUGAUUUAUCAUAUUAUACAAAAAAAAUAUAGAAUUCAUUAUUUUAAAAAUUUAUUUCUAUAACAAAAUAUAUCAUGAUUUUAAUAAAAUUAAUUUUAAAUACAUGCACACUCGACAAUUUGUAUAAUUUCACGUUUGAAGCCUCUUCGAUUUCUAUAAAUGCAAAAAUAUAAAAUUUAAAUAAUUUGUUAAAAAUUAA
Messenger RNA from Aphidius gifuensis, 933 nucleotides. RefSeq lists its product as uncharacterized. The record is from RefSeq and is a predicted model, not a curated record. The coding region runs from base 47 to 466 and encodes 139 amino acids. The transcript has 3 exons. Lineage: Eukaryota; Metazoa; Arthropoda; Insecta; Hymenoptera; Braconidae.